UAAAUGAAUAAGUGAACCAUACAUAUUGUCAACAUGGGACGGAGAUCAACAUCAUCCACCAAGAGUGGAAAAUUUAUGAACCCUACAGACCAAGCCCGAAAGGAAGCCCGGAAGAGAGAAUUUAAAAAGAACAAAAAACAGCAUAUGAUGGUAGGAGCUGCAGUUUUGAAGAUGAAAGACCCCAAACAGAUUAUCCGGGACCUGGAGAAAUUGUAUGAAAUGGAGUUUAACCCAGUGCAACAACCACAGUUAAAUGAGAAAGUACUGAAAGACAAACGUAAAAAGCUGCGUGAAACUUUUGAACGUAUUCUGCGACUUUAUGAAAAAGAGAAUCCAGAUAUUUACAAAGAAUUGAGAAAGCUAGAAGUAGAAUAUGAACAGAAGAGGGCUCAACUUAGCCAAUAUUUUGAUGCUGUCAAGAAUGCUCAGCAUGUGGAAGUAGAGAGUAUUCUUUUGCCAGAUAUGCCGAAUGUUCCUUCCAACAUCUUCAUCCAGGACAUUCCACUUCCUGGUGCCCAGCCACCCUCCAUCCUAAAGAAGACCUCAGCCUAUGGACCCCCAACUCGUGCAGUUUCUAUCCUUCCUCUUCUUGGACAUGGUGUUCCACAUUCCCCUGGCAGAAAACCUUCUGGCCCUCCACCUGGUCCACCUCCUCCCCAAGUCAUGCAGAUGUAUGGCCGUAAAGUGGGCUUUGCUCUAGAUCUUCCCCCUCGUAGGCAAGAUGAAGACAUGUUGCAUAGUCCAGAACUUGCUCAAUGGGGUCAUGAUGAUGAUGUGUCCAGUACUAGUGAAGAUGAUGGCUAUCCUGAGGACAUGGAUCAGGAUAAGCACGAUGACAGUGACACUGACAGAUUGGAUGGAGAAAGUGAGGGGGAUGAAUUUGUGCACCGUGAUGAUACUGAGAGAGACAAUAAUGAAGAAAAAAAGUCAGGUCUGAGUGUACGAUUUGCAGAUAUGCCUGGAAAAUCAAGGAAGAAAAAGAAGAACAUGAAGGAGCUGACUCCUCUUCAAGCCAUGAUGCUUCGAAUGGCCGGUCAGGAAAUCCCAGAGGAAGGACGGGAAGUAGAGGAAUUUUCAGAGGAUGAUGAUGAAGAUGAUUCUGAUGAUUCUGAAGCAGAAAAACAAUCACAAAAACAGCAUAAAGAGGACCUUCAUUCUGAUGGCACUUCUACUGCUUCUUCACAGCAGCAGGCUCCCCCGCAGUCUGUUCCUCCUUCUCAGAUAUAAGCAACUCCCAUGCCAGGACCACCUCCUCUUGGACCACCACCUGCUCCACCUUUACAACCUCCUGGGCCACCCACGGGCCUUCCUCCUGGACCACCUCCAGGGUCAUCCUUAAUAGCAUUUAAAUUAUAUUGGUUCUUGUGUUCAUCCUGCCUGUUUUGUUUUGUUGUUUUAGGCAUCCCUCCACCUCGCCCUGGCAUGAUGCGCCCACCUUUGGUGCCUCCACUUGGACCUGCCCCACCUGGGCUUUUCCCACCGGCUCCCUUGCCGAAUCCAGGGGUGUUGAGUGCCCCACCCAACUUGAUUCAGCGACCCAAGGCGGAUGAUACAAGUGCAGCCACCAUUGAGAAGAAAGCCACAGCAACCAUCAGUGCCAAGCCACAGAUCACUAAUCCUAAGGCAGAGAUUACUCGAUUUGUGCCCACUGCACUGAGGGUUCGUCGGGAGAAUAAAGGGGCUACUGCUACUCCCCAAAGAAAGUCAGAGGAUGAUUCUGCUGUGCCUCUUGCCAAAGCAGCCCCCAAAUCUGGUCCUUCUGUCCCUGUUUCAGUACAAACUAAGGAUGAUGUUUAUGAAGCUUUCAUGAAAGAAAUGGAAGGGCUGCUGUGACAGCUUUUGAUGUCAGAACAGGCUUCUGUUCACUACAGUGGUUCGUGGAGCAAGAGGCUCUUAUUAAACUUAGGUGAAAGAGCUA
Molecule: messenger RNA, 1918 nt
Organism: Ictidomys tridecemlineatus (thirteen-lined ground squirrel)
Lineage: Eukaryota; Metazoa; Chordata; Mammalia; Rodentia; Sciuridae
Source: RefSeq, a predicted model, not a curated record